Messenger RNA from Triticum aestivum (bread wheat), 2274 nucleotides. RefSeq names its product aspartic proteinase Asp1. Gene Ontology annotation, molecular function: aspartic-type endopeptidase activity. Bases 891 to 2123 code for a protein of 410 amino acids. The record is from RefSeq and is a predicted model, not a curated record. Gene Ontology annotation, biological process: proteolysis. Lineage: Eukaryota; Viridiplantae; Streptophyta; Magnoliopsida; Poales; Poaceae. The transcript is spliced from 8 exons.
AUGCCUGCAAUUUCCACAAUGAGUCAUUAGUGCAUAUUUUGCAAUGUAACAUUUCGUCGCGAACAUAAUUGUGGAAAGUGUGCCUAAAGAAUGGUCUAGACAGAAUGGGAACCUUUCUACUCUAGCAUACUGGGAAACACUGAUUAUGAGUUAUGCAGUUAUCAGGAAUGAAUUGGUUUUCAAAUUUCCAAGGUCAAAAUUUGAGCUGGAAAAAUGUGGGACUUCAUUAUCUUGCUACACAAGUAUCAUUGGGCAUGCCAUCAUUUAUUUGAAAUGUAUCUUCUAUACAGUAUCUUGGUGGAAAUGUUUAAGUCAUCUAGCCCUAAAAAUAGGUAGAUCUAUCACAAAUCUGUGAGUGUCGUGCGCAGCAUCACUAUUUACUGGUCUCAUUUGUUUAUGUGAAUUCUUAAAAAUGGAUGGGUGGUUUAAUUAUAUGACCACCCAUUAUAUUCAAUUGAGUGAUAUAAUUAUGUAAACCCAAAAUAAUAUUUUGGUGUCUAAACCUUCUUGUCGACACUUAAAUUAAUUGUCUGAAUUUUUUUCUAUUCUCCAAACAAGGACAUAGUAGUGAGGUAACUCUAGUGCGGCACUAAUAGUGCAGUUUGUUCAUUAUAGUUUUUAGAGAAUAUAAUUAUACAUAUGUACCUGCGGCCCACAGAAAUUGCUAAGCCCGAAUAUACAUGACUUGAGAAGAAAAUCAAUAUUAAAAACCCACAAAAAAUGCGUAAGAAAAAGAAAUUAAGGCACACAAAGCAGAGGAAACUAAGCUUGGCAGCCAACGGCUAUAAAUACCUCACCACCUUGUUCGCACCAUCCAAAGAAACAGAGUUCCAGCAGAGAAGAAGUGAGAGCCCAGAUUGUAAACCACAGAUUUGCCUUCUUCCCCCAUCAUGGCUGCCAUGUGGUGUCCGAUCAUCGGUCUCCUCCUUCUCCUACUCCCACUCGGGCCCUCCUCCGCCAUCAAGUUCCCACUCAUAGGCAACGUCUACCCUGAUGGCCACUUCUAUGCUACGUUGCAGAUUGGUAAGCCCUUGAAGCCCUACUUCCUGGACAUCGACACUGGCAGCAACCUCACUUGGCUGGAGUGUAAGCACCCGGAUCACGGCUGCAAGGGCUGCAACCAGAGGACACCACACCCAUAUUACAAGCCAGCAGCUCAUAACUUGAUGGUGAGAUGUGACAGCUGGAUAUGUGCUCAACUGCGCAAAGACCAGCCUGGUAGUCCUCAAUGCCCCAACAGCGAUCCACAUCGAUGCCACUAUGAUAUCCAAUAUGUCUCCGGGAGGUCAAAAGGCGACCUUGCCAACGACAUGAUCUUUAUCAAUAGGAGAGAUGAUAUGAACUACGUUUUCGGAUGUGGAUAUGAGCAGGAGGAGCCAUUAGAGCAGCCAUCGCCACCGGCGGUAGAUGGCAUCCUUGGACUCGGGAGGGGAAGUGUAGGAUUUGUCGCUCAACUCAAGGCACAAAAGAAGAUAGUCAGGAAUGUCAUUGGACAUUGCCUCAGCAUCCAUGGAAAUGGGAACCUUUACAUUGGGGACUUCAGGCUGCCCCCAGGCGACGUCACCUGGGCACCCAUGAGUACAUCAUUGCCUUACUACUCACCCGGCCCAGCAACACUGCUCUAUGAUGAACAGCCGAUAAGAGGCAGUCCAGCAUUCACCACAGUAUUUGACAGUGGAGCCACCUACACCUACACGCCUGGCCAGAUAUACAAUGGCCUUGUUUCAAAGGUUCAAGACACCCUCCAUAAAUCAUCACUUAAAGUGGUGAAGGAUCGUGCUCUGCCUCAAUGCUGGAAAGGAAAAAUGCCAUUCAGAUCUGUCGACGAUGUGAAGAAUGAAUUCAAGCCACUGUCGCUAAAAAUUACCCAUGCCCGCGGCACCAGCAACCUGGACAUCCCUCCUGAAAACUACCUCAUCGUGACGAAAGACGGGAAUGCGUGCUUGGCCAUCCUCGAUGGCUCGUCGGAUCGUGUUCUGAGGCAUCUCAUCUUAAUUGGAGAUGUUACGAUGCAGGAUCUGUUUGUGAUAUAUGACAACGAGGUCAACCGUAUCGGAUGGGUCCGUGCACAGUGCGACAGGAUGCAGGACCUUGAGUCUGUCAUCAUCGAUUCACGUCUCUGAAUAAAGUUCGAAUCGACAUAGACAAAAACCUUAGCAACAACAAUAUAGUGCUCUCGUACGGUAUUCAAAAGGUUGUAUGAUGCUCCCGUUUAUAAUGAAACAUGAUGACAUGUUGAGGAAUAAAUAAAGUGUAAUUGCCGAAGUUAAAAAA